AUGCAAACCCGUUCCCAAACUGGACAGCCGGCUCAACCUCCUAAGGAAGCGGUCUAUGCACAAUCGGUCAAUCCAGUCUCGCAUACGCCACAGGAACAACGUGCACCUACGGAGCCAAGCCGCCACCACGGAGAUUCAAUUGCAGCUAUAACCCGAACCGCCAAGUCAAACCCCUCCAGCGAUGAAGCCCGAGCUCGUCUAGAGAACCAACAUAAGCAGCAUGAACAGGAGCUGCACAACGCAUCGAACGUUGAUCUAGAGUAUGGUGUUGAGCAGCAGCCCUCAGAGGGAUAUAUCGCAGAGACAGUCCAGAAAAAAGGAAUGGGCAUUCAACGUGCACAAGCAGGUGCUCAUUCUGGUCCAGUUGGAAGUGCUGGUGGUCCUGGUCAUCCUGGAUUUGGAGAGGCGGAUGAUCUCUUGGCCAAUAUCGGUCGGAAGCGGGAUGAACAUGACAAAAUCCUGGGUGAGAGGAUUGGCCAUAGUCCCGCUCCACCUGAUGAAGAGGUUGCUGAGCGGGAGUCAGUGAGAAGACACAAGUUGGAACAAGAUCGACAUCUUGAUGUUCAGGGGGCGGUGAAAGAAGCGACCGGCGAUCCAGUCGUGGGUGCUUAA
This is a messenger RNA of Penicillium soppii, 612 nucleotides long. RefSeq lists its product as uncharacterized. The record is from RefSeq and is a predicted model, not a curated record. The transcript has a single exon. Lineage: Eukaryota; Fungi; Ascomycota; Eurotiomycetes; Eurotiales; Aspergillaceae. Bases 1 to 612 code for a protein of 203 amino acids.